GCAAUUCUAACAGAUAACCAUAUUUGAUGCGGAGUCUGAAGAUGAGCAGGACAUUGAUUUGGCAAUUCUGACUGCACUCUUGAAAGGUACAAAUAUGUCUACUUCAGAUCAGCUAGGUUUGGCAUUGGCCUGGAACCAGCUAGAUAUUGCCAAGAAACAUGUACUCAUUUAUGGACAACACUGGAAGGUUGGUGCCUUGGAACAGGCAAUGCUGGAUGCUUUAGUGAUGGACCGUGUGGAUUUUGUGAAGCUGUUAAUAGAGCAUGGAGUGAACAUGCACCAUUUUCUUACCAUAUCUCGUUUAGAAGAACUCUACAAUACGAAACAAGGACCAUCAAAUCUACUGUUAUAUCACCUAGUUCGAGAUGUGAAACAGAAUACCCUUCCUUUGGAUUACAAGAUAUCACUGAUUGAUAUUGGACUGGUAAUAGAGUACCUCCUUGGUGAAGCUUAUCGGAGCAGCUACACAAGGAAGCAUUUCCGAAUUCACUACAAUGAUCUCUACAGAAAACAUAAGAGAAUACUCUCCAGCUUUUCUCAGAGCCUGUCUCAUUCCUUUCAUCAGAGUAAUAGGAUGAAUAGUGGAAUGGGAUCUACUGAAAGUACUUUGCAUUCUCAGUUCUUCAGAACAGCACAGCCUUACAAAUACAAGGAAAGAUCCAGUGCUUUCCAUAAAUAUAAGAAGAAAUUAAAAGAGGAUAUAAACUAUGCAGAGAAUUAUGAGUCAACUGGCUUUAUCUACCCCUAUAAUGACCUCCUGGUUUGGGCAGUAUUAAUGAAAAGACAGAAGAUGGCAAUGUUCUUCUGGAAGCAUGGAGAGGAAGCCAUGGUCAAGGCUGUUGUAGCUUGUAAACUCUACAGGGCAAUGGCACGUGAAGCUAAACAGAGCAACAUGGUGGAUGAUACUUCAGAAGAACUGAAGAAGUAUUCAAAGGAAUUUGGGCAGCUUGCCUUAGAUGUGCUGGACAAAGCAUUCAAACAAAAUGAGCAGAUGGCCAUGAAAUUGCUGACCUAUGAACUGAAAAACUGGAGCAACUCAACUUGUUUAAAACUAGCGGUUUCUGUAGGCCUGCGGCCUUUCAUAUCCCAUACAUGCACACAGAGGCUGCUGACUGAUAUGUGGAUGGGACGCUUGAAGAUGCGGAAGAACUCCUGGUUUAAGGUCAUUAUGAGUAUUCUCCUCCCUCCUGCCAUCUUGAUGCUAGAGUUUAAAAGCAAGGCAGAAAUGUCUCAUGUUCCUCAAUCUCAAGACUUCCACCAGUUCACGUGGUAUCAUGGGGAUCAGAGCCCAAUCAGCUCUAAAGAUACUUUGUCUCUGAAGGAUUACGAUGUGGAAAAACUUGCUCAGAAGACUGGUGAAAGCCAAGUAGAUGGUGGACAAGGAGACCUACCUGGCACUAGAAAAAUCUAUGAGUUCUACAACGCACCAAUUGUCAAGUUCUGGUUUCACACGAUGUCAUACAUGGCAUUCCUCAUGCUCUUUACUUAUACUGUGUUGGUGAAGAUGGGACCAAGACCAAGUGUGCAAGAAUGGCUUGUUAUCAUUUAUAUUUUCACCACUGCUAUUGAAAAAGUCAGAGAGGUAUUUAUCUCAGAACCUGGAAAAUUCUGCCAAAAAGUGAAGGUGUGGAUUUAUGAAUACUGGAAUUUUACUGAUUCUAUAGCUAUCAUCCUGUUUAUGAUUGGUUUUGGUUUGCGCUGGUCCAACCCCCCUGUUCAAACUGCAGGGAGGCUACUUUACUGCUUGGAUAUUAUAUUUUGGUAUACUCGGCUCCUUGAUCUUUUUGCUGUGAACCAGCAUGCUGGCCCAUACCUGACAAUGAUUGGGAAAAUGACAGCAAACAUGUUCUAUAUUGUGAUUAUGAUGGCCAUAGUUCUGUUGAGUUUUGGAGUGUCACGAAAGGCAAUUCUUUCACCAGAGGAGCCUCCUUCUUGGACUCUGGCACGAGAUAUUGUAUUUCAGCCCUACUGGAUGAUGUUUGGUGAGGUCUAUGCUGGAGAAAUAGAUGUUUGUGAAAAUAAUGAAGACUGUCCUCCUGGCUCCUUCCUCACACCGUUCCUCCAAGCUGUCUACCUCUUUGUGCAAUACAUCAUCAUGGUCAACUUGCUUAUUGCUUUCUUUAAUAAUGUUUAUUUUGAUUUGAAAUCCAUAUCGAACAAGCUCUGGAAGUACAACCGGUACCGCUACAUUAUGACCUACCAUGAGAAACCAUGGCUGCCUCCACCAUUCAUCCUGCUGAGCCACAUCGGACUUCUUAUAAAUCGCAUCUUCCGCCAUCAGCCCCCAAAUGAGCUGGAUCAAGAGGAAGGCGAUGUUGGACUAAAGCUCUACCUGAGUGAUGAGGAGUUAAAGAAACUUCAUGACUUUGAGCAGCAGUGUGUGGAAAAAUAUUUUCAUGAAAAGAACGAAAGCCGGAAUUCCAGUGACAGUGAAAGGAUCCAUCUGACCACAGAAAGAGUGGAGGAGAUGUUUCUACAGCUUAAAGAGGUGCAUAAGAAGGUAUUUUUUAUCAAGGAGUCUUUACUCUCCCUGGACAGCCAGCUAGGACACUUGCAAGACUUAUCUGCCUUGACAGUGGACAUCCUGAAAGUCCUUUCUGCUGUAGACACCUUGCAGGUGGAAGAAGCCUUGCUGGCUGACACAAAACAUCAAACGUGUAGGAAGCUGCCACAUAGCUGGAGCAAUGCACUCUGUUCUGAGACCUUGAGCAGCCUGAAGUGUUUGUACGACAAGAAAUACCACUACUACAGCAUGCCACCCUCCCUCUUACGGAGCGUGGUAAGGAGUCCGGGUCCAUCAGAGUGCAAAGACCAUGUACGGAGGUCUCAGAGUAACAAGGUAAUAGAAGACAGCUCUCGAAAAGUAGAGAUAGAAGGUGACACACCCACUUCAGGAAUAUCCUCUGAGACUAAGUCAACCCUUAGGUAUGGACAGUUUUUGCUGGUGCCCCCUGACCAUCAGGGAGGGUCUUUGUCUGAGGAUGUCACCUUAAAUUUCUCCUUUUUGAGCACUCCUGCCAAGUACAAGGAUGAAGUGGUCAGAGAUGACCUGCAAAGUAGCACUGCGAUGCAGCAAAAUUUGCCCAGUGUCAGCCUCAUUGGAAAAGAGACAGAAGAUUAUCAUUGGAGCCAGAAAGACUUUACUAUUCAUUUGCCAUCAGAAAAGACUAAUGCUGUAGAGUCUGAUCAUCCUCUGGGUCUCCAGCCACCGCUGGAUAUUGAAAAGAGUGCAGCAUCGCCCUGCGAUGAUGGGGAAGAAACUGAAGGUGGUUAUGUGAACUGGGGGUUCUCUGAAGGUGAUGAAAAAGGCGUUUUCAUCUCAGAUUCAAAGAAGAAAGCCAUGUACAUACAUUCCUCCUAUGACAGGGACAAUAAUUGCAAGAGUAGUCCUCUCAGGCAUGUCCAGUUAAUAGAAUCAAAGUCCUUCUCCUACAAUUCUGACUGGUCACAUCACAGCAGGAGCAGCAUCUCUCAGAACAUGCUGAAACAAAGCACCUCCUUCUGGAUCAGCCCACUCCAGAGGGACUGGAGUUUCUGCAGAAGCAAGAGCUUACAGUCCCCUAAGAAAGAGAGAUCAGGGAAAACCUGCAAGGCUAUAGGCGAGUCUUUACGAUCCAGUGAGCUACACCACAGUGAGGCAACAAAAGCAAAACAGCAAAACAGAGACAGAAAGCCUGGGAGAGGAAAGAGGAAUCAAAAACUCCUUCAGGUGCCGGUGAUUAGAGUGGAUGAUUGUCCCCAGAACACUCAAGUGAUCUCAGAGCCCGCAGAGAUCAAUGUCUGGGAUGAGCAAGAGAAACACAGCAAGAAUUGGCUCACCGUGUCUAAUUUCAGUCAGCUAAGUCUGGAACGUCUCAGUUUCACGCACCGGAAAAUGAAAAAUCAAGACAUCGGUAGGCAUACCAUACCAUUCUGUGAUUACCUGGGGCAUUCUCGAGAGGGUUUGAGUAAUAGAGUAUUUGGAAAUAUGAAGAAAAGUAAUCUGAACAGGAACUCCUCGUUGAGAGCUUCAGAGGAAACUGACAAUAUCUUUGCCUGCUUGAAAACAUCUCAAGAUUUGCAUCAUCACUACUCAGCUGUUGAAAGAAACAACUUAAUGAGACUUGCUCAGACUAUACCAUUUACACCAGUCCAGCUCUUUGCUGGAGAGGAAGUGACAGUCUAUCAGCUAGAAGAAAGUUCACCUAUGAACCUUGAUAAAAGCAUGUCUUCCUGGUCCCAGCGUGGUAUGGCUGCAAUGAUCCAAGUCUUGUCACGGGAGGAGAUGGAUGGGGGUCUGCGGAGGGCCAUGAAGGUCAUUUGUACUUGGUCUGAGAAUGAUGUAUUAAAGUUGGGACAAGUAUUUAUUGUGAAGUCUUUUCUGCCAGAGGUGGUUCAAACUUGGCAAAAGAUCUUUCAUGAUGGCACAGUGUUACAUCUCUGCCUGAGGGAGAUCCAACAGCAAAGGGCUGCCCAGAAGUUAAUCUAUACCUUCAACCAAGUGAAGCCUCAUAGUAUUCCCUAUACUCCAAGGUUCCUGGAAGUUUUCCUGAUCUACCGCCAUUCAGUGAACCAGUGGCUGACCAUCGAGAAGUACAUGACUGGUGAAUUUCGGAAAUACAACAACAACAAUGGAGAUGAGAUUACUCCCAGCAGCUUGCUGGAAGAGUUGAUGCUGGCCUUCUCUCACUGGACCUAUGUGUACACCUGUGGGGAGCUCCUUGUCCUGGAUUUGCAAGGUGUUGGGGAAAACCUUACAGAUCCGUCUGUGAUUAAACCCGAAGACAAAAAAUCUGGAAAAAUGGUAUUUGGACCAGCAAACCUAGGAGAAGGUGCAAUAAGAAACUUCAUUGCAAAGCAUCAUUGUAACUCUUGCUGCAGGAGGCUGAAACUUCCUGAUUUGAGAAGAAGUGCCUACAUGUUGGAAAUGGACGGUUCAUCCUUUGAAACAGAAAUGGAAACAAGCACCAGAGGAGCUGACAAUGCAGAUGAAACUUUGGAGUAUGACACGCGACUAUGAAGCAGUGGCUCUGAGGAGAGCCCAUGUGUUUGCAUGCUCGAAAACCUGCCCAUUAUCACUGCCAAGGGGCAGUCCAAAAGCACAAAAUGCAGAUGUCUGAGUGGAGCAUCUAUCUGCCCUUGCUGGACACUAUAGGCAAGGAAUAAAAAAAUUAACUUUAUUUACUCCCCUUACAUACUUUAUUGCUGGUCUUCCUCGUGCAGGUCAAUGAAUUGCAAGGAGCAGGUCACCCCCUAGGUAGAUGAACUGUCCCAUCAGUGCCUUUAGUUUUUAUAUGUGGAUUAUGGUUCUAAACUCUGCUUUCUUAGGAAAAUGACUUUGCCAAGUUUAUUUCCAAGGGGGAGUAAUUUGUUGUUACUCUUUCUACUCUUUAGUAAAUAAACGAAUGCAUACACAUGUGCAAAUAAUUUAAUUUUAGAGUCAGAGCCCACUCAGCCCUAUGCUCACUGUUCCUUGGGCAUAGAAGGAAAUUCCAGAAAUAUUCCUCUUAAUUGUUGAUUUUGAUGCAGACACAAACCAGGAAUAUAUGAGUAAAUGAAUUAGUUGUUUAAACAAUAGUCACUGAUAAAACAGGUAGACUGAAAAAAUUUAUAGAAACUUCACCUUGAAUUCUUUUCACAUACCAAAAAAAAUGAACAAUGAAGGGGCAGAUUACUGGACCCUCAAGCAUCGUUGACAUUUCUCAUUCUGAGCUGAUGAAGUAGAUAAAUCUAUGAUCUUUAUACAAACGUAAAGAAUAAUCUUGAAUGUGAUUUGACUUUUAGGACUUGCCUUUCUUUAUAUUAUUUUAGCUUCUGAAUGUUUUAAAGUUGCAAUUGGAACAAAGAUUUUAGAAGUCACAAAAAAUGGUAUGUUCCAUUUGGUAUUUAAUUUGUCAAUGUCAGGUUUUAUAUAGGACUGUUAUCUAACAGUGGUGCAGUUAUAUUUGGCAGCAUCUACAUCUGUUUCUAUUGAUGUCCUCUGAUUUUAAUUGAAGUUCAGAAAGUAGAAAAAUCAAUUAUGUGCAAUAUGUAGAAAAUUUGUAGAAAAAAGACUGAAAAGAAGUGCUCAGCAGAAAUUUUUCUAAUGCAACUGGGGUUUUAUUACAGAUCAUAUGUAUCAUUAAAGCAACUUUGUACUUUUUUAUUGAGUAGAAACACCUAAUGUUCAAAUGUCAGUCACUAGAAAACUUUAUGAUUGAAUAAGAAACAAAAUCAUAUUUCUACCACAGUUGACAGCAAAUUUUAAUAUCUAAGGGGGCUUUUUGUUAUGAUCUAUGAUUACUUUGAUGUAGUUAGUAAGUGUCUACAUAUACAUGGGAUUUGGAAAUUACAUAUUUCCAGUUUUUGUAUUGAUUAUGAUAUUAAUGAUGGCAUUGAACACUAUGUUUAGCUGAGAUGCCUGCACUUUCUGAAAAUGUUCAGAAGAGAUUCCUAUUGCUUUUUUUCUUCUUUGUGAAAAUAGCUUUUUAUAAGAUAAUUUUAGUGGAACCCUCCACAUUUUCCCCUAUUAGAUUAUACUUUUCAUAUUGCAAAAUAUAUAUUUUUCUUUAACCUUUUUUUGGAAGCAAGUCAACCUAUCAGAAGACUUAGCUUGUCUGUGAAAGAGAUAGUUUAAUUGCAUCUCUAUUAGACUUAUGGUGAAUUUUGGUCCCUUUGCUCAUAAGGUAGUAGCUCUGCUUCCCAUGGUUAUCACCUUAAAAUCUAACUUCAGGGAGAUAUGUUCUUACAUGCAUACAUAUAUACUUUAAAGACAGAACUUUCACUAAAGAGUCUCUAACUGUUAAUAUGCCUUUAAAUUCAGUUAAGUUAAAUGACACAUAAAUACGUCUUUAAAGUCAAGGAUGAUUUAACUCCUGCCCUGAUACUGUUACUUUCCUCAAACAUGACCUUAAAUUCUGAACACAUAUAUACUAGACACAAAAAAUAAACUCUCCACCAGACUGGGCAUGAGCACCUUUCUUUUCUUUUUAAGUUUUGAAGGUAUACACAAACCACACUUCAGAUGAUCUUUUCUUGGCAACUCUCCUGUUGCCUUUAACAAGUGAGUGGCUUCUGCAUUCAUAGCAAUAUUUGUGAGAAUUCUAUGACAUGUAGCUCAGUGUAGAUUACUUAUUCCUUCUUGUAAGAAUCUGUCAAGGUACAUAUUACCUUCCACUGAAAUAGGGGAUCCUUUCAAGGUAAUAAUCUGUGUUACAGUAUAGUUUAGGUAUACAGUAUUUAUACCUGUACAGUAUAGUACAGGUAUAAAUAUGAUUGCUUUAAUUUUGUUCAUUGUGAAGUAUUAAGGGGAUGAAACAAGAAAAGGAGGCAUUGCAAAGACUUCCACUGUGUAUUUGUAUCCUAGUUUUUCCAUGCAUGGAGACACUAAGUUGAAAAAGUCCAGUGAUUCUGCUAGUUAAUAAAUUACGCUUCAACCUUUCAUUUUGCAUUUUUUGGGAGGGCUGAUUCACAUUUCACUAAAGUGUAGAUUUGAGUAUUUGGUUAAAGACCACCCUCCCCUCCCAACUGAUAGUUCAGUAAUAAAUUAUAAUGAAAAUAAUUUGAAAAAAAUAUUUUUAUUUCUUUUGAGUCCUUGGUGUCUUUCUUUCUACAAAUCCUGUACAUUCAUUAAAUUGUUUUUUUGUGUCCAAAUAGUGAGCUUGGAUUGGAGCCCAUGCCCACUGAACACAUGAAAAACUCCCAACAGCCUUUAAUGGGAAAAGCAACAAGCCCCACCCACACUAAAACUGUGGUAUAUGUGGAAGGAAAGUUAUGGAGGUCAGGGGUUUUUUUGCAGCUGCUUGACAACCAGUGAGGAAGAGGAAAACUUGUGUGUCAAACCAUAGGAUUUUCUGAUUAUUAGUUUCAAUGUUUGUUGAUGCUGAAAAGCACAUACAGAAAUUUAUUUUAUGCUUCUGGUGGGUUCAGGAAAAAAAAAGACCCGUUUACUUAGUUCAGAUAAAUUAGGCAGUAAAGUUUUGAAAAAAAAACAAAACAAAAUAAGUCAAAACCACUGGAGUAUUUAUAUGCUCACAUUUUAAUAUAAGCUUAAAAGAGCUUGCUUGGGAAUUCACUUGGGAUUAUUCAAAGCAAAAUGUGUUUCUGGCAUCUGCUGCACUGGAGAUGUAGCUUAAACACAUGAAAAAUUUUCAGAAAUUGAGAACCUCAUACUCAGGAAGGCUUUUUUAAAAAUUGUGGUGUAUUUGAGGUUAUUCAUUUAUUGUUAGUGCAAUAAAGUCAAAAGGGAUAUUACAUCUGUAUUUUCUAGAAGUGGAUUUGUAUUUGUUGUGGUUUUGUCAAUCUAUUUCAUACUGUUUCAAAAGAAUAAAAGAACAUUUUCAAAA
This is a messenger RNA of Pipra filicauda (Wire-tailed manakin), 8303 nucleotides long. RefSeq names its product transient receptor potential cation channel subfamily M member 6 (gene TRPM6). Lineage: Eukaryota; Metazoa; Chordata; Aves; Passeriformes; Pipridae. Gene Ontology annotation, cellular component: apical plasma membrane. Gene Ontology annotation, biological process: monoatomic cation transmembrane transport; protein phosphorylation; protein tetramerization. The record is from RefSeq and is a predicted model, not a curated record. Gene Ontology annotation, molecular function: protein serine/threonine kinase activity; ATP binding; monoatomic cation channel activity. Bases 95 to 4999 code for a protein of 1634 amino acids. The transcript is spliced from 30 exons.